AUGGUUGUCACUGCUUCACCUUUGUUCGACUCAUCUUCUGAAAACAUCGUUCCUUUAGUAGCUUCUAUCGAUGUCGGUACUACCUCUUCUCGUGCCAUCCUGUUCAACAGAUUAGGUCAAGAAGUUGCUAAGCAUCAAAUCGAAUACUCUACUACUGCAUCAAAGGACAAAAAGAAAAACCAAAGCCAACAAAAGAGACCAAGUGUCGUUGGUAGUGUGGACAUGAAGAAGUCUGUCACUGAAGAUCAAAUUUUCUCAGCUGAAGGUAUUGCCAUUAAAGAAAAUGAAUAUUUGAAGAUUGAAGAAUUAACUGACGAUGUAGCCGAACCAACUUUAAGAUUCCCACAACCUGGUUGGGUCGAAUGUAACCCAAUGAACAUUUUGACUUAUGUCGUCGAAUGUUUGGCUACCACUUUUAACACUUUGGACAACUUAAACAAAGAACGUUCAGAAAAUAAUUUACCAUUAUACAAAAUCACCUGUAUGGGUGUAGCAAAUAUGAGAGAAACCACUUUGGUUUGGUCAAAGAAAACUGGUAUGCCAAUUGUAGAUUACGGUAUUGUUUGGAAUGAUACUCGUAACUCUAAGUUGGUUACAGACAAGAAAAACGCUACCCCAGAAGAUGUCCAACAAAGAUUAAAGGAUAAGACUGGUUUGCCAAUUUUCUCUACUUAUUUUUCAUGUUCUAAACUAAGAUGGUUCUUGGAUAACGAACCAACUGUCAUGGAUGCUUAUGAAGCUGGUGAUUUGAUGUUUGGUACUAUUGAUACCUGGAUUCUAUAUAGUGUCACUCACAACAACGCCUUCGUUUCAGAUGUCACUAAUGCCAGUCGUACCGGUUUCAUGAAUUUGGACACUAUUGAUUAUGAUGAAGAAUUAAUCACUUUUUGGAAUAUUGAUCCAAAGAAGAUUCAUUUACCAAAGAUUGUUUCAUCUGCUGAAUACUAUGGUGAUUUCAAUAUUAAUGACUGUUUGUAUGAAAGAUUAUCUGAAAAUGGUAAAACUUACAUUGAAAGACACAGAAAAUGUCACCCAAGUAUUCCAUUACAAGGUUGUCUAGGUGAUCAAAGUGCAUCUUUGGUUGGUCAAAUGGCAUUCAAACCAGGUUCUGCUAAGUGUACUUACGGUACUGGUUGUUUCUUACUAUUCAACACAGGUACUAAGAAGUUGAUCUCAAAACAUGGUGCUUUGACCACAUUCGGUUAUUGGUUCCCAUACUUGAAUGGUGAAGAACAAUCUCAACCACAUUUUGCUUUAGAAGGUUCUAUUGCUGUCGCUGGUGCCGUUGUCCAAUGGUUGAGAGAUAACUUAAGAAUGUUCCCAAGAGCUGAAGAUGUUGGUCCAAUGGCCUCCCAAGUCAAAGAUUCUGGUGGUGUUGUCUUUGUCCCAGCUUUCUCUGGUUUAUUCGCUCCAUACUGGGAUCAAGAUGCUCGUGCUACUAUUAUGGGUAUGUCUCAAUAUACCACUGCUUCUCAUAUUGCCAGAGCUGCUGUCGAAGGUGUUUGUUUCCAAGCUAGAGCUAUUUUGAAGGCUAUGAGUUCUGAUGCUUUUGGUGGUGAUGGUGACAAAGAUUUCUUGGAAGAAGUCUCUGAAGAAGCAUAUGAACAGUCUCCAUUGUCCACUUUGGCUGUUGAUGGUGGUAUGUCUAGAUCUGAUGAAGUUAUGCAAAUUCAAGCUGAUAUUCUAGGUCCAUGUAUUAAGAUCAGAAGAUCCCCAACUCACGAAUGUACUGCCUUGGGUGCUGCUAUUGCUGCCAACAUGGCCUUCAAGGACGAAAAGGACCGUUUGUUGUGGAAAGAUCUAAAAGAUGUUAAGAAGUGGGUCUACUACGGUGGUCAUGAAAAAGGUGAUCAAAUUGGUGCUGAUGAAUUGAACUUGAAGGUCUUCGAAAGUGAAUCUAGUGAUGAAGAAAGAAGAUCUCACUGGAAACUAUGGGAAGCUGCCAUUGAAAGAACCAAGGGUUGGUUAUCUGCUACAGAAGGUUUGUAA
This is a messenger RNA of Vanderwaltozyma polyspora DSM 70294, 1989 nucleotides long. It is a transcript of the gene GUT1, whose product is annotated as glycerol kinase. Gene Ontology annotation, biological process: glycerol-3-phosphate biosynthetic process; glycerol metabolic process; triglyceride metabolic process. The transcript has a single exon. Gene Ontology annotation, molecular function: glycerol kinase activity. Gene Ontology annotation, cellular component: mitochondrion. NCBI's taxonomy places the organism in Eukaryota, Fungi, Ascomycota, Saccharomycetes, Saccharomycetales, Saccharomycetaceae. The record is from RefSeq and is a predicted model, not a curated record. Bases 1 to 1989 code for a protein of 662 amino acids.